GCGGCUUCGUGGAUCAUGUGAGAGAGGAGGGGGGCGAAGCGGAGUAACCGGUUCCUGGUUGCCCAGUGGAUGAGGAAGUAGCGCGAGCGGCAGACAUGGCCUCCCUGUUCAAGAAGAAGACGGUGGACGAUGUAAUAAAGGAGCAGAAUAAGGAGCUAAGAGGCACGCAGAGGGCCAUAACCAGAGACCGCACCGCCUUGGAAAAGCAGGAGAAACAGCUGGAAAUGGAAAUAAAGAAGAUGGCCAAGACAGGUAAUAAAGACGCCUGCACGAUUUUGGCAAAGCAGCUGGUGCAGUUACGUAAGCAGAAAACAAGAACUUAUGCCGUUAGUUCCAAAGUCACCUCUAUGUCAACGCAGACCAAAGUCAUGAGCUCACAGAUGAAGAUGGCGGGCGCAAUGUCCACUACAGCAAAGACAAUGCAAGCCGUGAACAAGAAGAUGGAUCCCCAGAAAACUCUGCAAACGAUGCAAAAUUUCCAGAAAGAAAAUAUGAAGAUGGAAAUGACAGAAGAAAUGAUAAACGACACACUGGAUGACAUCUUUGAUGCCUCUGAAGAUGAAGAGGAAAGCCAGGACAUUGUGAACCAGGUGUUGGAUGAGAUUGGAAUUGAAAUCUCAGGAAAGAUGGCAAAGGCACCCUCAGCAGCUAAAGGACUUCCCUCCGCUUCCUCAACGAAGGCGACCACCAUAUCAGACGAAGAGAUUGAGCGCCAGCUGAAGGCCCUGGGAGUAGAUUAAUGGCUGAUGACCGAGACCUUUCCGCUGUGUGUGGACUUGUAUUUUGGCUACUAAUGGAACAGCUUGAACAGGAAUUUAUUUUUGAGGACUAAACGUGUCUUUUUGUUUCCUAAUGUACACUACAUUGGCUUGUAUAAUACUAGUCGCUGUAUAUAGACAAUAACACAAUUUCCCUGUGUGUCAAGAGAAGCUGACCUCCAGGGUCCGCCGCAUUGUAGAGCUUGGUAAAACUGCUCCUACUUUACAUCUAAUGGACAUAAUUCUUUGCAAUGCAAAUGAUCUGAACAGUUUUGACUAUUAACUCGCCACCUUCCAGCCGUGCGCAUGGUAACCGAUUCCUAACAUGCAUGCUUAGAAGUUUAUUAAGUCAGGGUUU
Messenger RNA from Bufo bufo (common toad), 1116 nucleotides. RefSeq names its product charged multivesicular body protein 2B (gene CHMP2B). Gene Ontology annotation, cellular component: ESCRT III complex; multivesicular body. Lineage: Eukaryota; Metazoa; Chordata; Amphibia; Anura; Bufonidae. Gene Ontology annotation, biological process: late endosome to vacuole transport; protein transport; endosome transport via multivesicular body sorting pathway. The record is from RefSeq and is a predicted model, not a curated record. Bases 96 to 740 code for a protein of 214 amino acids. The transcript is spliced from 6 exons.